AAAGCAACAGCCAUAGCGCGAUAUGAACUCCAACUUCCAAGACCUGUGUACAUGUGCUCGUCGCGAACCUGCCACUGAUCCAGCAAACGAACAAACGAAGUACCAAAUUGGCACGCAAGUCCAUCAUAUAUGGAUGAUCGCGAAUACUAAGUGAUCGCGAUCAUCCAAAUCGGUGAGCAAAGGGAUAUACUUACCUUCGAACCUCCCGUCUUGCCAGCAGACUCCAAGUUCAAAGCACUCGGCUUCAGCGACGUUGCUGGCAAGUCUAUCAUAGGUUUGUUCAUGAAACAGAGCAAGUCGGGCAUGCAUUUAGAGACUCCGAGUCUACCAAGAGACUCACACUGUCAAACGUUAUGGACGCCGCAACGAACACCUGUAGUGCCUGGCGCCCCGAGAAGAAUCUCACCUUGUUCAGAGUCCGUUUAGUGUCCUCGUGUUUCUACAUGGAAACUAAUAGGAAUCUUUAACUGUUUCACUUGAGGAACUUGAACUACUUGGCAUCUACAUAUGAGCACUAACCAAUAGCCUGAGGUCACUCGACGAAGUGAAGAAAUGCGGUGUCAAUGAAAAACCUACUCGCCUUUUCCCGAGAAGGUUGAUCAGAAUAUCUAGGGAGUCGGUAACUAGCUCGGUUAUUGCACUCUCGAUCGGCAUGAAUUUUGAUUCAAAUACUGGGGCUCACCCGAGAUUCUACCCCGCCACACUGCCUUCCCCUCCAAGAUGCUACCCCAACUUCCAUGGGAUAAGACGUACAUUGUCGCUACAUGGAUUGAGACUCUCGUCUACGGUUUUUUUUCUUUGUCUUUUCUCGGCCACCAUAUACGUGAAUUUCUACAUACGGAAGGGCCAUGACAGUCACAGCCAGACGAUGUUCUUUAUCGGUGUUGUAAUGUUUGUGCUGGCCACGAUGCAUCUCGCCAUGAAUUGCUACAGGCUUGUCCGAGGAUAUGUGGACUUCGCUUUGGCUCCUGGUGGAGCGGCAGCAUAUUUGAGCAACUUGGCUCUGUGGGACCAUAUCUUCAAGGACACCAUCUAUGCUACAACGGAGAUGCUUGGAGAUGCCGUUUCGAUUUACCGGUGCUGGAUUGUGUGGGAUCGCAACUAUAAGAUCAUCGCCCUGCCCACAGUGUUGCUCCUCGUUAGCAUUGUCUCCGGCUACAUGGUGUGCGGACUGUACUCGACCUUCGAUCCGUCCCAGUCCGUCUUCGACCCUAAGUUGACGCAUUGGGUUAGGACCUUCUAUUCAGUCGCAGUCGUGCAGUCGGCUAUGACCACAGGUCUCAUGGGCUAUCGUAUCUGGCAAGCUGAGAAGCGUACGGCGGCUUAUCGGACAGGCCGAAGUUCUUUGCGUCCCAUUCUGUGGAUCCUCGUGGAGUCAGCGUCCCUGCUAUUUUUCGUGGAACUUGUGCUCCUUGCACUGUAUGCUGCCAACUACAACUGUCAGUAUCUGAUGCUUGAACCUGUGACCCCGCUCGUGGGGAUCACGUUCACCGCAAUUACGCUUCGGAUCGCUUUACGCUCUACAGAAGCAACAAAGAAGAGCACUAGCUCGGGCCCACGACAUCCCCCUGAAUCAGAAUUUGGAACAAUCGGUUCCAUUCCCAUGCGCCCUAUUGCUAUUAACAUCAGCAAGGAUGUGGAAGCGCAUGGCGGCAGCGAUGGAACUUCCUAUGUCGAGUAUGACAAGACAGACGGGAAGGAGCACAUUGAUGGUUAGGACACGGAAGUCAGUGUACUGUUCGUAGGCAAGCUCUACAAAAUAUCUACAAUCACCUGUAUCAGCGUUUUUGAUAUAUCCUCUCAUUUCCUUCUUUGCUUUCCCUCGCUUUCCCUUGCUUUCCUUUCGCUUGCCAUUCCAGAACCCACCUGUCCUUACAGAAGUAGACAGCGUCCAUAGAAUGGCUCUGCGAUAAUAACUUCUAGUUGAAUAAGAAUUUUGAUAUUUUCGAAGGACCUUGAGGUUUAGCUACUUCAUAAUUGAGCGCGCAGGUCGAGUUCUUCACAGACGAUCCAUAGAAACACGGUUGCACCUGAUGUGAAACGAAUCAUUGCACUCUUCGCCAUGUCGCACACCAUGCAUGGGAAGUAUCAACUGUCCACCGCUCUUUCUCCGAAAACUCUAACUGCCCACCUAUCCUCCAGAAAGCCAUCCAAAGGCGCCGCAGCCCGCGCAUUUAGCAAUGAUACCAUUGCGGCAUAUGGGAACAAAAUGAUCUCCAGCGU
Somion occarium is the source of this 2223-nucleotide messenger RNA. NCBI's taxonomy places the organism in Eukaryota, Fungi, Basidiomycota, Agaricomycetes, Polyporales, Cerrenaceae. The record is from the annotation of a GenBank genome assembly.